Brassicogethes aeneus is the source of this 3012-nucleotide messenger RNA. NCBI's taxonomy places the organism in Eukaryota, Metazoa, Arthropoda, Insecta, Coleoptera, Nitidulidae. The record is from the annotation of a GenBank genome assembly.
GGUCCUCCACCCCAGGGUGGCCAGAUAAAAUUUACGAUAGCUGAUACUUUAGAACGAAUAAAGGAGGAAUUCAAUUUUCUGCAGGCGCAAUAUCAUACGUUAAAAUUAGAAUGUGAAAAAUUAGCAAGCGAAAAGACUGAAAUGCAACGGCACUACGUUAUGUAUUACGAAAUGUCAUAUGGCCUUAAUGUGGAAAUGCACAAGCAGACUGAAAUAGCGAAACGCCUAAAUGCAAUUAUAGCUCAAGUGCUGCCGUUUUUGGCCCAAGAACACCAACAGCAAGUGGCCACUGCCGUCGAAAGGGCCAAACAGGUCACGAUGACCGAACUAAACGCCAUUAUCGGGAUGGGUGAGCGCUUAAUGAUCCACAGAAACAUGGAGCAACAACAACAACAAGGUCUACAACAGUUGCUUGUAAGUAGUUCUUUAGAGUACCUAUUGUUGUUUGUUGAGCAGCAACAAAUCCACGCACAACAAUUGCCGCACGGAGCGCACGGUCCAGGACUCCCCAUGGGCCCCCAUCCCGGCUUGCCUGGCAUGAACCCGGCUGCUGGUUUGCUCGGUUUCGGAGCCGGACUAGGCGCCGGGGUUCCAGGGGCACCCGGAGGGCCACACGCUGUCGCUGCCGGCGCCCAUCCGCUGCUAAAGCCCGCCGAUCUACAUGGAAGAGAGCCCAGCGAUCUUAAGGGACCUGGAAGCACGACUGCAGAGGAACGUUUGAAUUCUGUAUCACCGGGAGAUAGAGACAAAUACAGAUCACGGUCACCUCCAGACGCGGAAUCAGCAAUAAAAAGGAGGAAAGAAGAAAAACUGGGACACGAAAGUGAUGGUGAAAAAAGCGAUCAGGAUUUGGUUGUAGAUGUCGCUAACGAAGAAGCCGUUUCGCCUCACACAAAUGGAGAUCAUCCGGCUUCGAUAGGCAAUUCUAGUGAAAUAAGGGAAAACGGAAGUACAAACGGUGACAAAAUAAAAGUUGAACGACCGCCCAGCAGAAGCGGGUCGUCUUCAUCAAGAAGCACGCCCUCCCUGAAAAGUAAAGAUGAAAAACCCCUGACCCCAGGGUCCAAGCCACGCUCAACAACCCCCAACCUGGGCGCUGGUCCGGGCGGGAGCGGUCCCAAAGUGGGUCCGAUGGGUCAGUAUCCUCCGUACCCGAUAGGAGGUGCUCGAGCACCUGAGCACCUUUCACCUUACAACAACGUGGCGGCGUCGCCUUACGGCCGGCCGCCCAUGAUGGGUUACGACGGCCAUCCACACACCCGUGCACCAGGUAUCGCCACGAACGGAAUGGGCGCCAUGGGAGCUGGUGGAAAGCCUGCCUAUUCAUUUCACAUGAACGGCGAGGGUCAGCUCCAGCCAGUGCCGUUUCCCACUGAUGCCCUCAUCGGUCCCGGAAUACCGCGUCACGCGCGACAAAUAAACACGCUGACGCACGGCGAAGUGGUCUGCGCCGUGACCAUUUCGAAUCCCACUAAAUACGUGUACACUGGUGGCAAAGGCUGCGUAAAGGUCUGGGAUAUCAGCCAACCUGGCAGCAAAUCUCCUCAAAGAGACAACUACAUUAGAUCUGUAAAGCUAUUGCCGGACGGUAGAACCUUAAUAGUUGGGGGUGAGGCAAGCAAUCUGUCAAUAUGGGACUUGGCGAGUCCGACGCCGCGAAUCAAGGCCGAACUGACGUCGAGCGCGCCUGCCUGCUACGCGUUGGCGAUCAGCCCCGACUCGAAGGUGUGCUUUAGCUGCUGCAGCGACGGCAACAUCGCCGUGUGGGAUCUGCACAACCAAUCGCUCGUCAGGCAGUUCCAAGGCCACACGGAUGGCGCGUCAUGCAUCGAUAUCUCCUCCGACGGCACGAAGCUGUGGACGGGUGGUUUGGAUAACACAGUGCGUAGCUGGGAUCUGCGCGAGGGCAAGCAGCUGCAACAGCACGACUUUAGCUCGCAGAUAUUCUCGUUGGGGUAUUGUCCGACAGGAGAGUGGCUGGCUGUGGGCAUGGAGAACUCUCACGUUGAAGUUUUGCACGCCUCCAAACCGGACAAAUACCAGUUACAUCUGCACGAAAGUUGUGUACUUAGUUUAAGAUUCGCAACCUGCGGCAAGUGGUUCGUGUCCACUGGCAAAGAUAAUUUGCUUAACGCUUGGAGGACGCCGUAUGGAGCCAGUAUAUUCCAGUCCAAAGAAUCAUCAAGUGUACUAAGUUGUGACAUUUCAACGGACGAUAAAUACAUAGUGACAGGUUCGGGAGAUAAGAAAGCGACAGUCUACGAAGUGAUAUACUAAAUUUAUUAAUAAUAAUUUGAUGAGCCAGUGCGUGAAGUGUUUUAUUAAUUAUUUUCCGGGGCCAGCAAGACACACUUUUUUCGACAAAGAUGGACUAUAGUGUACCUUCAAAUUCGGAAAACCAUGUAGAUUCAAUUUCCUUACUUACCUACCUGCAGACUCAAGAGAGAAGCACAAUGUUUAAAUAUUUUGUAUCACAUGACAAUUAUUUUAUUAACAAACAGUGACCUACUUAAUGUAAAAUAAAUUUCCAGUAGGUUUAUUGAUGUUCUUGACCAAUUUCAGCUGGUUGUAUUUAUAGGUAAACAAAAAACAAUACAUAAUUUAUGUUUUUAAGCUAGAGAUGAGAGUACACAGUGAAUUUUGUAAAUAUGCAACAGAAUUAAUUAAUGUAAAAUCUAUAUAUUUUAAACUACAACAAUCUUCUAUAUUUUGUUCUAGGGCCUAACUAAAACCCAACAAACUCAGAAUUUUGUUGUUUUGUUUAUGGAAAACACUGCAUUUGUUAUUUGUUUACUCAGAAAAUAUUGUUACUAUGUGUGUGAACUAGAUGUCAAAAAUGGCACAAAGUGAUUUAUUACUACUUAGACUUUCCAUUUUUUUCUCGAUGUUAUUAUUACGAAACAAAGAAUUACGUAGCAUAUUUUUCGUAAUUAAAUAAAAUUAUAUUACAAUUUAUUUAUUGUGCCUUAUUUCUUCUAAUUGUGAACAGGGUAUUUUUCUAUCAAAUAAUAU